This is a messenger RNA of Brenthis ino (lesser marbled fritillary), 1524 nucleotides long. The record is from the annotation of a GenBank genome assembly. Lineage: Eukaryota; Metazoa; Arthropoda; Insecta; Lepidoptera; Nymphalidae.
AUGAUGAAACGUAGUAUAAUUGAGUAUUAUGCUGAAAAUGAACGUUAUAAAUGUGGUUAUUGCAAAAAGCCUGAUUCGAAUUAUAGUCAUGGAUUGUGGGCACACACCAUGACAGUAAGUGACUAUCAAGAUUUAAUAGACAGAGGAUGGAGGCGUUCAGGAAAAUAUUGUUAUAAACCAUCUCUUGAUGUCAUCUGUUGUCCUAUGUACACCAUUCGAUGUAGAGCUUUAGAUUUCAAACCAUCAAAAUCUCAGAAAAAAGUGUUUAAACGAGUUAACAAAUUUUUGAUGGGCCAAGAUGAAGUGAGUUCUGGUGAAAAGUUAAAGUCAAAGAGUUGUGAAGAUAUGACAGUUGAUGAUAUAGAGGCUAGAGAACAAUAUAUAGAAACCACUAGACAUCAUCAUAAUAUUAACAUGGAUAUACCAUUUAUAGAAGAAGAGGGAGAUCCAAGAAAUGAAAAAUGUCAUGACAUUAAAAGGGACAAGGAAAUAGUUAAUCAACCUAGUACAAGUGGGACUAUAAGAGAAAAUGAAAAACCACCACUGAAAAUUGAUGAGGAAAAUUAUAAAAAUACUAAAACUAAAAAAGUUGUAGGUCCAGACCCAGUUAAAGGACCUUGCAAAAAAGCAAAACAAUUAAGAAAGGAGAGGAUGUUAGAAAAAUUAAAAAAGAAGGGUGUUGAUAUUACUUCUAUAGAGAAUAGUAAUAAAAGUAAGGAAAAAAAAAUUGAGGAUUUUAUAAAUGAAUUGCCCACUGAAGCCAAAAGAAAACUUGAGGUAAAACUAGUGAGGACUGCACCUCCUAGCCCAGAAUGGUUGGCUUCAUCUAAGGAGAGCCAUCAAGUCUAUGUAAAAUAUCAAAUGACUGUUCAUGGAGAUAGACCAGACAAGUGCACUGAGCCCAAGUUUCAUGACUUUUUAGUCCAUAGCCCAUUACUAGAAGAAUAUUCCGAAAUGGGUCCUCCAUGUGGUUAUGGUUCAUUUCAUCAACAAUAUUGGCUUGAAGGUAAAAUUAUAGCGGUUGGAGUAUUGGAUAUCUUACCCAAGUGUGUAUCAUCUGUGUACUUCUUCUAUGACCCAGAAUAUAGAAAUCUGACUUUAGGAACAUAUGGUGCUCUGAGAGAGAUAGAGUUUUCGAGGCAUUUGCACAGUUUAUGUCCGGACCUUAAAUAUUAUUAUAUGGGAUUUUACAUUCAUUCUUGCCAAAAAAUGAGGUAUAAAGGAAACUAUUUUCCAUCGGAUCUGCUCUGCCCCGAAACAUACAAGUGGUUUCCAAUCAAGGACUGUAUUCCAAAGUUGGAACUCGUUCCAAAUUCUCGAUUAGACCCGGAUUUAGAUAGUAUUGAUGAAAACUUUCCAACAGAGAGCGAUGUUAACUAUAUACCAGUGUUGUAUAAAGGAGAAGUAAUGAGAUAUAAGUUAUACAGACGGAAAGUAGGUAAGAAAAACGAAGAAUUUGAAGAAAUUCAAGAAUAUGCACGUCUAGUCGGCGCUAAAACAGCGAAAACUUUAAUUUUCGUUAAA